Messenger RNA from Teleopsis dalmanni, 931 nucleotides. RefSeq lists its product as uncharacterized. NCBI's taxonomy places the organism in Eukaryota, Metazoa, Arthropoda, Insecta, Diptera, Diopsidae. Gene Ontology annotation, biological process: proteolysis. The record is from RefSeq and is a predicted model, not a curated record. Bases 116 to 865 code for a protein of 249 amino acids. Gene Ontology annotation, molecular function: cysteine-type endopeptidase activity. The transcript has 4 exons.
GGCGCAAUUGUUCAUAGUCGGUCACGUACGUAGUCAUUGAACGGAUGUAUUAUGUUAUGAGUUUUGCGCAAAAUUUUAUAAUAAAACGGGCUUCCACCUUAGAUUUAUACAAAUAAUGAGUGAAGCCGCAGAAGAGUUUCUACCUGGCAUAGCAUUCAUAAUAAAUCAGAGCUUUAAUCGACCAUUUAGCAAGCAAGAUGUUAAUUUAUUGACUAGAACCUUUCAACCGUUUAAUAUCACGGUUGUCAAUUGGUCGGAUAAAAAUCUUAAUGAAAUCAAACAAAGUAUGAAAGCAUUGAAAAAGGAUUGGAAAGAGAAGUACAAUCAUUUUGAAUAUGUUAUUAUGGUGCAUUUAUCACAUGGCCAUUGUGAUGAGACAGUAUUAUAUCAAACAGAAAAUGCUGAAGUCCAUGAACUCGUUUCCAUACAAAAACUUUUGCUUAAUCCACUCUUUAAAAUUGAAGAACUAAAUGGAAAAUUAAAGUGGUUGAUUGUACAAGCUUGCAAAGGUAAUGAUGAAUUUGCAGAUGCAAAAACUGAAGGUGGUACCAUCUCAUUAGCUCGGCAGAAAUACUUUACAGAUUAUUUUCUUAAGUCUUUUUCAACAUCUGAAGGUGGUGUCUCUCGCCGUUUCUAUCUUACUGGCGCAUAUUUUAUUAAUAGAUUUUGUGAACAAUUUACUGCUAAUGCUGAAAGAAAAGGAGUUCUGGAAAUAAUGGAAGACACUGGCGCCGAAUUGAGAAAUUAUUUAAGAAAAGAUUUAACGGAGACUCUUCAGUUACAGCAACCCGCAGAAAACCAUAGAAAUUUUCCAGGCGAUUUCUAUCUAGCACGACGUUUAUCUCACAAGAACUUCCAAAUUUAACGUUUAAAUUAAAUUAAAUAAAAAGUCAGAAAAACAAGCAUUGUUAGUGAUUAACAUUUAAAAAAA